This is a messenger RNA of Stereum hirsutum FP-91666 SS1, 1232 nucleotides long. RefSeq lists its product as uncharacterized. The record is from RefSeq and is a predicted model, not a curated record. Bases 90 to 821 code for a protein of 243 amino acids. Lineage: Eukaryota; Fungi; Basidiomycota; Agaricomycetes; Russulales; Stereaceae. The transcript is spliced from 3 exons.
UCCAUCUGUCCUCACCCACUCCUUUGGCUAUCUUUUCUACUCAAGCAAGUUCUCAGUCUUCUAAACGAAACAAACAUCUUCACGAAACAAUGUUCAAGCUUCUCCGUCGCAUUUCUUCUUCCAUAUACCCCCGACCCGACAGACCCUGGAGCGACGAUGCGACCUCCAACGCGCCUACGAUUGGCAAGAAGCGUCGGAUGGACGAUGAUGAGGAUGAACCUAUGGAGGCCGAAGGUUCUACUCGCAAGCGUCGCGGCCAGAUCGAACGCUCCGACACCGACGAGUUUGGAGCGAAACCUGCUCCCAAAGAGACUGACCCGGAUGUCAAGGAGAUGACGCGGGGCGUGAAGGACGUCGAAUUGGAGGAUAAGGUCCAGGAGGGAGAAAAGGUUGACAGCCCGGCGGAUGAGGAGCAGGAACCCGCGGGUGGCGAGGCCAAGGAGCCUGAGGCCGCGAAGGUGGAGGAGGUUCCUCAGAAAGAAGCCGAGGGUGCUGUGGACAUCGAGGCGAAGGAUAAGGGCAAGGGUAAGGCCGUGGGCGAAGUUGUCACGGAGAGUGGCACAGUCCCCGAUGGUCCCGCCACGGUCGAGGCUCAGACAGAAAUUACAGCCGAGUCUGCUCCAGUCGAGACCGUUACUCCUUCAUCGAGCGAUGAGCUUAACGCUGCUGCCGCUGUCCCCAUACCCGCUUCGCCCACCCGCGACCCUGAAACUUCGUCAAUUACCAAGGAAGUUCAACAUAUCGAGCAUACGGACGAGGGUACCAUUGAGACCGUUUCCCCUGCUGGUCCUGCCACCGAUAUUUCUAUCUCUGCUGCAUAAUGUCUUAUACCACAUAUCUCUGUCAUAAAACCCACGAACUAUCUCAUCCAACUUUUCCUUGCAUGUGUCCAUGUGUACUCUCUCUGGUUGACAGUUGUACGAGGCGCAUAGGAUGUUCGCCGUUUCCAUUCUUCUUGAUCUGCGGCCGCUGAUUUUUCUGCUUAUUUGUUUAUUGUUAUCACAUCCCAUCGUUCUCGGCCACUGCUAUCUUCUAACCCUGUACAUACUUUUUUGUUUUCUCCAACAUGGCGACACAUCAUCUACACACUCAAGUACCAAAUACACUCAUUAUCAACUCGCUCAUCAGCGUCAUUCUUGUCUUCUAACUAUUUCUCUCUCUCAUUUAUGUGGUUUAAUCGAUGUUGUUUUUCACUGUUCAGUCGUUUUGCUCUGCAAUCAUACUGUCGCGUC